Ceutorhynchus assimilis (cabbage seed weevil) is the source of this 990-nucleotide messenger RNA. Lineage: Eukaryota; Metazoa; Arthropoda; Insecta; Coleoptera; Curculionidae. The record is from the annotation of a GenBank genome assembly.
AUGGAAAAGUGCAGCAAUAUUAAAAUUGCAGAACUCCAGAAAUUCAUAGAGGAACUUCAGGAGCAGCUCGAUUCUUACGCUGAGGGCGGGCCAAAGUUGGGACCCUGCACCUCGAACACAAUAACACCAAAAGCCUCCAAACCGCUAUCAGAUACCAAUAGACAGAAAAACAGUUUGCAUAAACUCCUUAUUCUAACCGAUGAGCAUGGAAGAAACAUAGACCGUAAUAUCCGCAAACAUUUGGAUUCAGCAGCGGUCAAAAUUGAAGCACUCAUUAAACCGGGAGCUCAAUAUAGUAGUGUUUUGACUGGGUUGGAGUGCUGUAUAAAAGGCUACAGUAGGCACGAUUGUGUUGUCAUUGUUGCCGGAUCAAAUGACUUUUUAAAUAACAAAAGACCAAAAUUCAGUCACAUUCAUGAAAUUAUAAAAAAGUGCACUCAAACAAAUUUCAUAUUUUUGGCUUGCCCCACUCUACGAAAAAACCGCAACAAUGACUACAUACAUCAUUUCAACAAUAAUUUGGAGAAGGUGAUAGGUGCAUUUAAUAGAAUCUCAGAAUCUUCCUUUGAUUACAUUAAUAUAAAUACUGAUGGGGGCUUCAGGGUUAGAAACUGGCUGAUUGGUAGAAUGAUUGCUGAAUCAAUCCAAUUGAAUACUCUUCACACAGAAUUGAAUAAUAGUAUCCUCUCAGUCAACAACAGAUCUUUUCAUACCCAAGCAGCCACUCUGGCAACAGACAGAUCUCCACAAGCCUUUAACUAUACCAGACAUUUAAACGACAAGGAUAUAACCUCUCAUUCCAUUAGCUUAUUUGAAGAACUAAAUGAUACGCUUGUUAGUAGUGUAGCAAGCAAUAAUGGAAUCAAUAAUCAAUCACAAAAUCACGAAAAAGGCGUAAAGACGAGAAUCUGCGGUAAACCUACUCCUUUUUCAGAAAAUCAAAGUUUAAUUUCACAGAAUAGAGAAAUUGAGUUUGCUUUUGUAUUCUAG